Ictalurus furcatus (blue catfish) is the source of this 3132-nucleotide messenger RNA. RefSeq names its product 3'(2'), 5'-bisphosphate nucleotidase 2 (gene bpnt2). The transcript has 5 exons. Gene Ontology annotation, cellular component: endomembrane system. Lineage: Eukaryota; Metazoa; Chordata; Actinopteri; Siluriformes; Ictaluridae. The record is from RefSeq and is a predicted model, not a curated record. Gene Ontology annotation, molecular function: 3'-nucleotidase activity. Gene Ontology annotation, biological process: phosphatidylinositol phosphate biosynthetic process. The coding region runs from base 320 to 1348 and encodes 342 amino acids.
CUGUGUAUGAAUCCGAGCGUAGACGUGGAACCAGAUUUGUAGCUGUCGCUGCAGGACAGAUGGUUGUUUAUGUACUAAUUUGAAGUUGGUUAAAUAUAUUAAUAUAAUAUGCGGUGGUAGAGUAAGUUAUUGGGCGUUUGAAGGAUUUUUUCGAGCUAGUUUAGAGGUUAGCAGUGUGUGAAGCUGUUAGGAGGAACUGUGUGCUCGGUGGAAGUUAAAGGGGAAAGCUAACGCAGGGACACUCCGGAGGAAUCACUGCACGGUAUAUUAGGUGAUCUUCAGGAUUCUCGGCGAUUAGAUCCAGCACCCAGCUGCCGCUAUGGCGCCCAUGGGGAUCCGGCUGUCCCCUCUUGGAGUGGCGGUGUUCUGCCUGCUCGGGCUCGGCUUCCUAUACCACCUCUACUCCGGGGCCCUGUCCAGCAGACUGUCCGCGUUCAAGCAGAGGAAGACGGUGGAUCUGAGAGAUCUCCUCGCCUUGUCCAUGGAGGCUGCGGUGCAGGGAGGAUGGGAGGUGAAGCGCAUCCGCAUGGAGGACACACUGGAGGAAAAAUCCAAGGGCAAAACCAAAGAAGGAGCCUCGGAGAAGCUCACCAAGGGGGAUUUAAACUCGCACAGAAAAAUGUACUACCUGAUCAAAAACACCUACCCUUACAUCCAGGUGAAUUCUGAGGAACACGAGAACUCGGACGGCGAGGCCACCGUAUGGACGCGGAACAUCCCGGAUGAGGUCCUGAGCAAGAUCCCGGAGGGGAAAGUGGUACCUGCGGAGAGCGUGACGGUGUGGAUCGACCCGCUCGACGCCACGCAGGAGUACACAGAAAACCUGCGGAAGUACGUCACCACCAUGGUGUGUGUGGCUGUGAACGGGGAACCUGUUGUAGGUGUCAUCCACAAACCUUUCACCGGCUUCACAGCCUGGGCCAUGGUGGGCGGAGGAGCGAACGUGGCACCUCGAGACUCCUACAACGCCAACGCCCCUAAGGUCAUAGUGUCACGCUCUCACGCGGGCAAAGUGAAAGGCUUCAUUCAUCAGGCGUUCGGGAACAAUACCGAGAUCAUACCAGCAGGGGGCGCAGGAUAUAAGGUUCUCGCUCUGCUGGACGCCUCUGACGACGAUUACGAGAAGGCAGACAUGUAUGUCCACGUGACCUUCAUCAAGAAGUGGGACAUCUGUGCCGGAAACGCCAUUUUGAAAGCGUUGGGCGGUGACUUGACCACGCUGAAGGGAGAGGAGAUCGAUUACUCGGGCUCGGAGAAGAACCCGGGCGGCGUCCUCGCCACCGUCGGCAUGGAUCACGCCGCCGUGGUGAAAAAGCUCCCGGCCUGGGACAAUGAGAACAAAAACUGACGAGGAACGGGACGGGUACUACAGACUGAGCGCUCUGGGACUGGAGACGGAACGCAGAACCGGUGUUCGACACGCAGACACGGGAGCUUCCGCGGGCUCCUCCGGGUGCGUGUGCGUGCUGAGCUUUUAACGGCGUUUAACUUCUCCUGGACUAACUUUGGACGACGCGCAGGGUUCUCGGUAUGGCCGCGUCGUUCCUUAUCUCCACAUCUCCACACCGUUUGGACACAAACUUCCGUGAUCCUGGGUUACGAUUCUGUCUGCGAGUGCAAUGCUAGGAGGGAUGCAUCGAUACCGCUUUUAAAGACGGGUACGAGUAGGCGUUGUGGGUUUUUGUUUGUUUGUUUGUUUGUUUGUUUUCUCGUCGAUACCGAUCCCGACGUGAGUAGCGUUAAUCAAUCAGGAGCACCGUGAAUUAUUUUCUUUAGCUCUGUUUAUUCUGUCGAGCGAAGUGUCGCGCAGGUCUCAGUGCUCGCUUGACCGAACCGCUCUCGCAUCCUUUGCCUUUGCGUGCAGCACAUACGUUCACGUGGAAUCGGAUGUAGGUAUUUUUUUCCGAGUACGAGUUCACGAGCGUGCUACCGGCGUCGUAUACGCGAUACCAGUGUCGGGAUCGAUGCAUCCCUGCGUACUGAAGAACAGGGUGUUAUGCGUGUUUAAAUAUUCCGUUAAAAAAAAAAAAAAAACACAUCAUGGCACGAUGAAAUCCUCAGACCUCAAGACAAACUCCACCUACUUAGGAGCACAGACUCCGCCUACUCACGUAGCCUCGUCUCAAACGAGGGGGGGCGAGGGCGGAAAACGUUCCAAGUGUCCGUAACGACGGUACGAUUCGAACGUUUCGGUUCUCACCCUUUCUGAAUAAUUUUGCAUGCCAUCACGUGCCCUCAGUUUACUCGUCUAUAAAGGGUGCGUCCAGCGAAUCGCACGAUUUAGUCGAUCAGCUGACACGCACGUUAACAUCCACUUCCUGCCCCAGAUUUCCAAGACGGCCGCCUCUGUAACGUUCAGUCUGUGUUUAGAGCUGACGCGUCCAAAGACCUUUGAGGUGAUGUAGAGGUUUCUACUGAAGAAUUCGGAUGACAGAGGGGCGUCGAUUCACAGGUUUAUCCUAACGCGCUCGUUCUAAUACCGUUAUCGUUUCUAUAGUAACGGCUCGUACAGACAGGCGCUCGACGUGCGUGACCGCACGAUGCUUUACGGAAGGAGUCUCCGGUGUCGGCGCUCGAUCCUUUUCCUAUAACAGCACGCCCCCCGAGUGUGCGCUUUCUUCAAAACGUCGCGCGGCGUACAGACCGCGCCUCGGCUGAUCGACUACGUUUAUUCGUUUCCCCACUAUUCCCCGUAUUCGUCUUUCGCUAAGCUGUUCUUUUUAAUCGUGUCGUUUGUAAGAUAUUCUAAUUAUUCUAACAGGGUCCGUGCUGAUCUUUUCUUUUGAGAGCUUUGAGAAAGGUUGUAAUAUUUUCAGGUGUGUAUGGGUUUUUUUUGUUUGUUUGUUUUUUUUUUUUAAAUAAACGGCGGACGGCCGAGCGGGCGAUCCUGGUUUUACUUUAGUACUCACCGUGAUGUCUAGCGGUCACAUGAGUGCCCCGCCCGUCGCCCGCCCUGAAGUGGCACGCAUGAAACCGGAGCUUAAAUACGGCACCUGCUAAUGAAGAGUUGUUUGCUGUUAAAACCCUGCAUGCGCUCAGUUCUAUAUGACCGAGGCAUGUCGUGUGAUGUCAUCGCCGUACCUUUUAAUUUAAUUUUCAUUUUUGGGUUCUAAUAAAGAGCGUUUUGUUGUU